CGAUAACCAUCCAGUGUGCGGUUUGUGGGCGGCGCCAGUUAGCUGACGUCACGGUGAAAUCAAUAUAUAAACGCUGUCACGGUCACUCACGAUGUCAGAAUCACCUAGCAAGAAGAACAAGAUGGCCACGUCGCUGGAGCAGCUCAAGGAGAUGACGGUGGUGGUGGCUGACACCGGCGACUUCGAGUCAAUGAAGAAGUACAAGCCAACUGAUGCCACAACAAACCCCUCGCUCAUCCUGCAGGCAGCUAACAUGCCCCAGUAUGAGUCGCUUAUUAACGAAGCUGUCGAGUACGGGGUGGAAAAGGGCCAUAACAAGGCUGAGCAUGUGGAACAUGCAAUGGACAAGCUGUUUGUUUUGUUCGGAUGUGAGAUCCUUAAGAUUGUCCCUGGUCGAGUGAGCAUCGAAGUUGAUGCUCGACUAAGUUUCGAUAAGGAAGCCAGCAUCUGCAAGGCCCGUAGGUUCAUCUCCAUGUUUGCUGAAGAAGAGAUUGACAAGGAACGCAUUCUCAUUAAACUUGCCUCUACAUGGGAAGGAAUUCAGGCAGCAAAGGUUCUUGAGGAAGACUAUGGCAUCCAUUGUAACUUGACGUUGUUGUUUGGCUUUGCUCAGGCUGUAGCUUGUGCUGAAGCUGGAGUAACACUUAUAUCUCCCUUCGUUGGACGUAUCCUCGACUGGUAUGUGGCAAACACCGAGCAGAAGUCGUACGAGGCUCAUGAUGAUCCAGGAGUGAAGAGCGUAACACGCAUCUAUAACUAUUAUAAAAAGUUUGGCUAUGAAACUGUGGUAAUGGGAGCAUCUUUCAGAAACAGCGGUGAAAUUCGUGAGCUUGCCGGCUGUGAUUUACUUACCAUUGGGCCGAAGUUCUUGGAGGAACUUCAGAAUUCUUCUGAACCCAUCACACAACACUUAUCAGAGGCUAGUGCUAAAAAGCACGACUUGGAGAAGGUAGAGAUGACUGAACCCAAGUUCCGUUGGGAGAUGAAUGAAGAUCAGAUGGCCACUGACAAACUGUCCGAGGGAAUCCGCAAGUUUGCUGCCGAUGCAAUAAAGCUGGAGAAGAUGCUGCUGGAGAAGAUGAAGUAAUAAGUGCACUUAGAUCAUUGUUUCUUUUGGUAAUUAUUAAGUUGUAGGUUGGCAAGAUGAUUUGUUUCCUACAGUGAGAAGCUGUGAUAGGUAUUUGAAGCUGUAGUUGGCAGUUUUGGAACCUUUGGUGGUACAGUAUAAAUAUUUAUAGAAAUUUUAUCAUGGAAAUUAAUAUUCUACUUUAUCAUUCCACACUGUGCCUAAGUUACUGAUUUUUCAUUUAUUCGUUUAAUUUUUAAUUUUGUUACAAUGUCUAAUAAUUGGGUUAAGGUCAACUGAUGUCACAAUGGAGGUGCACUAGGAACUAUAAGAUGUCAAAAACUAAUUAACCAUAGAUAUAGAGUAGUCCCUUAUUGUUAGCUAAUUAGUGUUCAAGAAAUGUAGUGGGCUGUGAGAAGGUAAUUAAAUUUGGUGUUUAAUGAUUGGUUGUUACUAGUAAGUGCAUAUAUUGAUUAGAAAUGAAAAGGCUGAACUAAUCUAGGAUGGUGAUUAAUAUUUUAGUAUCUGUUUAAAAGAUUAUAUUUGAAAUUUGUUGGUAACUUAAUACCAGAAUUAAGUUUGCCUUUUAAGUGAAUUUAUAUAGCCAGCUCUGCAUUUCUUCAGUAUCUUGCGCUCACUGCCAGGGCAUACUUGCUGAUACAAGUUACACAAAUGGUAUUUUUUUAACUGAAAUAUUGACACCUGACUACUGUUGCUUUUCUUCAUUUUAUAUUUGGCUUGGAGUAAGUUAUAUUGUUACUGUCCUGAUGUUAAAUUGCUGAUGUUACUCUUGUUGAUGUGGACAGUCAUUUUGCUGUUCAUUUCAGUUAAGCAUGAUGCAGAUUAUAUUGCAUAUGGAACAUUUCCUGUACACCGGUGUUGCACAGUAAAGGUGAUAAAUUCCACUUCUUCUAUUCUUCCUGCACCCUUAUACACGAUAAACGUAACAGAUUGGAGGUCGUACAGUGGUCUCGGCCUCCAAAAACUUCUUGUAUUGUGUAAUUGUAUUUUAAUUUGUUUACUGAAUAAAUAUUAAAAGUAAAA
Messenger RNA from Procambarus clarkii (red swamp crayfish), 2110 nucleotides. It is a transcript of the gene Taldo, whose product is annotated as transaldolase. Gene Ontology annotation, biological process: pentose-phosphate shunt, non-oxidative branch; carbohydrate metabolic process; pentose-phosphate shunt. The record is from RefSeq and is a predicted model, not a curated record. Gene Ontology annotation, cellular component: intracellular anatomical structure; cytoplasm. Lineage: Eukaryota; Metazoa; Arthropoda; Malacostraca; Decapoda; Cambaridae. Gene Ontology annotation, molecular function: transaldolase activity.